AUGGAGGAAAAAUUGUAAAUAUUUUUGUUCUUUUGUUUAUAAGAAAAAUAAUCGUCAAAAUGGCGAUGGAUCCGUUGUUUUUAGCUCUGAGUUUCUUUCGGAGGAGAAAGUUUGAAGAGUGCUCUGAAAUAUGUACACAGUUGUUGAAGAAAAAUCCUUACGAUCAAGCAGCAUGGUGUUUGAAGACUCGUGCAUUGACUGAACAAGUUUAUGUUGAUGAAAUAGAGGUUGAUGAAGAAGGCAUUGCUGAGGUGUUGAUGGAUGAUAACUCAAUGGCUCAAUUGCCAAGACCUGGGACUUCUCUAAAGAAACCAGGAACAGGAAUUGGGGCUCCCACUCCAGGUGUCAGACCCAUGUCCCAGUCAGGUCGUCCCCUCAGUGGAUUUGUUCGACCAGGCACACAAAGCGCCCGUCCUGGUACGAUGGAACAGGCCCUUCGCUCAUCAAGGACGGCCGGUACGGCUAGACCUGUGACAAGUGCUUCUGGUCGAUUUGUCCGCCUGGGAACGGCGUCGAUGUUAUCUCAGCCGGAUGGUCCGUUCAUAAAUGUACCAAAACUAAACUUAGCGAAAUAUGCGCAACGACAGAAUCUUGCCAAGUCGCUAUUUGAAUACAUAUUCCACCAGGAAAAUGACGUUCGUAACGCUUUAGAGUUGGCUGCGCGGGCAACGGAAGCCUGCAAUUUCAAGGAUUGGUGGUGGAAAGUGCAGCUUGCGAAAUGUUACUACAGAUUAGGAAUGUUUCGAGAUUCGGAGAAACAAUUGAAAUCUUCUUUACGAGACCAGGAGAUGGUGGACACAUAUCUUUACCUGGCUAAGGUUUACGUUCGCCUGGAUCAACCACUAACUGCUAUCGAUGUCUUGAAAAAGGGCAUUGAGAAGUUCGUAGGAGAAACUGCGCUGCUGACGGGCAUAGCGAGAAUUCACGAGGCAUUGAACAACAUGUCAGACGCCGUGCAGGUAUACACGAGUGUUUUACAUUACGACAACACUCAUGUUGAGGCCAUCGCUUGCAUAGCAACACAACAUUUCUACACCGACCAACCAGAAAUUGCUUUGAGAUAUUUCAGACGUCUUCUUCAAAUGGGAGUCUACAACACAGAACUUUUUAAUAAUCUUGGAUUAUGCUGUUUUUACGCUCAACAAUACGAUAUGGCUUUGAACUGCUUUGAACGGGCAUUGAGUCUAGCAUCAGACGAAAAUAUGGCAGAUGUUUGGUAUAACAUUGGCCAAGUGGCACUGCGUAUCGGUGACUUGGGGAUGUCGUAUCAAUGUUUUCGUCUGGCCUUGGCGUCCGACAAUAAUCACGCGGAAUCUUACAACAACCUCGGAGUCCUUGAGUUUAGAAAGGGCAAUAUUGACCAGGCGAAAGUCUUCCUCCAAACAGCGCAGAAUUUAGCAUCUUUGAUGUACGAACCGAACUUCAACUAUGCAUUAUUGUCACAACAGGUGGGCGAUCUUCAGAGCAGUUUUUCUGCUGUCAACAAAUCACUAGAAGCAUUUCCGGAACAUUGGGACAGCAAAGACCUGUUACGACAACUGAGACUGGAAUUAGCAGCGUUGUAAAUAAUAGAGCAGAAUAACAGUUUGCAUGUGAAUUCAUUCA
Messenger RNA from Dendronephthya gigantea, 1605 nucleotides. RefSeq names its product tetratricopeptide repeat protein 8-like. Gene Ontology annotation, molecular function: protein binding. Gene Ontology annotation, biological process: non-motile cilium assembly. Gene Ontology annotation, cellular component: ciliary basal body; BBSome; non-motile cilium. The transcript has 14 exons. Lineage: Eukaryota; Metazoa; Cnidaria; Anthozoa; Malacalcyonacea; Nephtheidae. The record is from RefSeq and is a predicted model, not a curated record. Bases 60 to 1565 code for a protein of 501 amino acids.